GACCCUGUACUUUUAACGUAAUCCCGCUGUGCAGAGUGGUUUUUCUUUUUUUGACGUAGGCAAGCCCUAGGCAAGUGCUUCGGCCUCCGUACCUUCAUGUCGACAUGAGUGUAGAACAAUUACACCCGCCCUAUGUAGUUUUAGAGAUGAUAAUGACGCUUUUUGUCCGCAAGAAGGGCUGCACGCAGUCCGUCCUGCGAGAUGGCAGAGCCUGUUUUGCGUGUACAAGAAGGGGAUCGAUUGUCAGCAAAAAAGAG
Molecule: messenger RNA, 257 nt
Organism: Amoebophrya sp. A120
Lineage: Eukaryota; Dinophyceae; Syndiniales; Amoebophryaceae
Source: the annotation of a GenBank genome assembly